AUUCGAUAUAAACAAGAGCCCUUGAAUCAAAACCUAGAGGAGAAUCUGAUUUAUGCAUGUCCAUUUUAACCUCACACAUGUUUAAAAUCCUCAUGAGAGACGGAAGGUUUACCAUUGCGAGUAAAAGACGCAAGCAGCGCUUCGGAGCAAAGCGCUUUGUAAACUGAUACAUCAUCAACCAAAUAUACAUCUACAAAUCAUCAAUACAUAUUCAACCAAUAUGGCGCUCACAGCAGUAGCAAUAUUCGUUAUCUCUGUCAAGAUAAUUAUCCAGCCGUGUGGAUUCUGUCCAGGCAUACACAUACAACCCCGCCAUUCUCCGUGUCUCGUCUCAACCCAAUACCACCUCAGGCAAAUACCUCAGCUUCAUACCUUUUUUCCUUCUCCUUCUUCAUACCACUCACAACUUCUUCUUCAUCCCGCUCUUUACCUUCAUCAAAUCCCGCUCAAUUAUCCAUCUUUCCCCCUCCUCCUCCUUCAUCCAUCUCACAAACCCUCGAGGCGGUCAACCCAUCUCGCACUCCAUCCAACUUCCCACGUAAUACACCACCCAUUUCUUAUGUCAUUCCUGUUUCUCUCAGAAACACCAUUAUCCCAUCCUCCACGGCUGAUACUUGCUGCACACUCUCCCCCCAUUCGUCGCUUCAUCAUCAAGCCACCUACUCUCUCAAGCGAAUCAUCUCACCCCCAAAAAACCCUCGAGCUUCCGACAACCCAUUGGUCGGGAACAUCUAUCAUCGCCCCCCCCUUUCAGCGCAUCAUGAUCAUCAUGCCGUAACACCGCAGAUGCCGGCUUACACCAACACUCUCAAUUUCCAACGAAAAAGACGGGAUGGACAGACACGCGCGCAGCAGCAGCAGCUAGGCAAAACGACACACUCCCCCUCCUCCCCCCAACUAUCUCUCCAGCCCUCUUUCUCGUCCGUCGCACAGACCGCCAAGACGGGGCCGAAAAGCAGAGAACCCGAAUGAAAGCACACCCCCUCCGAAAAAAAUCAGAAACAAAAGCAGGGUCACGCUCACUCACGGGGUCGAGCUGAGGCGGCAGUCCUCAAAGAGUCGGUGUGAUGAGCAGUGGCUGUUCC
Trichoderma harzianum CBS 226.95 is the source of this 1085-nucleotide messenger RNA. RefSeq lists its product as hypothetical. The coding region runs from base 221 to 778 and encodes 185 amino acids. NCBI's taxonomy places the organism in Eukaryota, Fungi, Ascomycota, Sordariomycetes, Hypocreales, Hypocreaceae. The transcript has a single exon. The record is from RefSeq and is a predicted model, not a curated record.